CGUUUUAUCAGACUUUACCUCACGAUCCGCGGCCUGACUCGCACCUUGGACACCACUCAAUUCUCUCUUGCAUUUAUCAGAAUGAAGGAUACAAAUGGACGCUGCCCCUGAGGCAGAAAAAGCGCAGUACUUGUUCUUCUAUGAAAAAGCAUUGAAGAGGGAAGAGGAAGAGAAAGAGAAGGCUCAUGAAGCCGUUUUCAAUACCGUGCCCGCCUUAACUAAUGAUGAGGUGGAAGAGAAGACUGCCCCACUCGUCAGGGCUUUAGUAGAGGUCCGGGCUGUUGAAGACCAUACGGGCCAACUCGCCAAGGCGUUUGAUGUCAAGAAGUUGCGUGAGGAUAUGGCCCUGAUGGCGCAGCAGCACCGUGACCAGCUGCAACAGUUUGCUAGCUUGCAGCCGGCCCAAAGUGUCCUUCUGCCUGCUUACCCUGCUUCUAAUGCCGCGUGUCAGUCCGUUCUUGCCCCUCUAACUGUAUCUUCUUCUUCUUCUUCUUCUUCUUUGAGUGUGGCCAACAGCCUAUCCGGAUCUUUAGCAGGUCCAGACCCCUCUGUUGCUGCUGCUGUUGCUGCAGCGGCAAGUGGCAGUGCAGGGCAUUCUGGAACUGUUGCAGCCCCGAAUUCGGACCCAGCAGUCGCUGGUCCUAGUUGCAACUUUCCCUAUGUGGACAAGAAGGCGGCACAUAUUCCGUCUGAGUAUAAUGGAAAAGACGACAUCGAAUCUUGGAUCAGCUCCAUGCGAUCUUACUUUGAUGUGUUGGGGACACCCCCGGUGAUUCAGUCGUCGGUCCUAGGGACCAAUGUGGAACCCGCCGUAAGGGGCUUCUUAGAAGUCCAAGCUAUACAGUCAGGCUAUAAAAGAAUAGACCUGAACAAAUGGUUGAAGGUUACGCCUAUAGCCGCACUCAAGGAACUCUUGAUCAAACAAUAUGCUGAUCCACAUGCUGCAGCCAAAGCUAGACUUAAGCUUGACAAGCUCAAGCACAGCAAGUGGACCGGCACCAUGCAUAGUCUGCAGCAGCAUGUUAGUAAACUCUUUGCUACUCCGGAUCAGGAGAUGACUGCGCAGUCUUACUUGGAUGUGAUAAAAGGUGUGGUCCCCUCUAAUGUGACACAUCGCCUGGGGCUCGAACUCAUAACGUAUACAGAUUGGCUUACCCUCAUGCGGGGUUUAGUCAAGCUGGAGGCACAACACCUACCAGGUGGAUUGGGUGGCAAAAAGACCACCGGCCACAAACGGUUUCCAGGCAGCAACCGUUUUGCAGCGCACGAUCUACUUGAGGUUGACGAGGAGACCUUCGCAAAUGACCCUUCUCUUGAUGACGAUCAAGAGCAAAACUACGAGGCAUCUUGCUCUUCGUCAACCCAUGAGUCUGAGUAUGUAAAUGACGAUGGAUCUAUGAAUGCCUUCAAGGACCACAGUGAAGAACAAUACUAACAUCAUUCUCCUUCCCAAGGGAGCGAAGAUUCCACCCAAACCGGAAGAUCCUGCCACAAAACCAUGCGUAGAUCUCCGAAUAAGUGAAAGUGAGUGGAAACACAGGGUAAAGAAAGGGGUUUGUCUGCAUUGCACCAAACCGAGACAUUCAGUCCAACAUUGCUGCAGAUUGCAACAGGGAAAACAGCAACGGGGGUAGAGACAUCAUCAACACACUCUACAGAGAGAGAGGCUGAACAUGUAAGUGCAGAUCCUUCACCGGAUUCUGAUCGUACUCAACAAACCUCUCUUGAAACC
Messenger RNA from Chara braunii, 1732 nucleotides. The record is from the annotation of a GenBank genome assembly. NCBI's taxonomy places the organism in Eukaryota, Viridiplantae, Streptophyta, Charophyceae, Charales, Characeae.